AUGGAGGAGCCUCGGAAAAACCCUCUCGAUAAAGGCAGAGGCGAGCUGGGUGGAGCUAGGGUGGAGGGGCGACACAGGCCCUGCAACCGGGUCACGCCGCGGACACUCGCCGGACGCUCCCCGACCCGCCGUGGGUCCCGACGCUCCGAUGACGCUCCGACGGCGCUCCGACCGCGCCCGCCCAGGGCUCGCGGCCGGGGACGCGCAGGGACGCGCGUGGGGAGGCACCGCCUUUCCAAGCCGGCCUGGCAGGAGACGCCCCGGCGCGACGAGCACCGACCGCGGCGGACGAAGGGCCUCCCCCUGACCCCCGGGGGCCACCGGUGCCCACCGCACCCCAGCCGCGGAGACCCCGGCCCAAGCGCUGACGCCCACUGGCGGCCCUGGCACGACCCUCAGCCCCUCCCCCGCGGGCCCCCUCAGCCCCGGCCGCCCUCCCCACAGGAAUCCAGCCCCGGAACCUGCAAAAAAGGCCUCGGAACCACGGACGCGCGGGACCGGGACCCACGUGACCGCCCCGCCCCCGGCCUUUGCGCGACCCGGGCGGACCCGCGGGAUACCGACGGUCCGGAGCUGGCCUGGUGGGCCGCGCACGAGCACGAGCACGCGGACACGCGCCCACUGGCCUCUCGCGUGGCGGCGAAGGACAAAGAGAAGGGCCAAACCUGCUGCGUGCGCUGCGCGUGCGCGACGGGGAGCAGCCUCCGAACUACACUUCCCAGGAGGCUCCGCGGCACGCGGCGUGCAGCGCCGUAGGAGCGCUGGUCGCCUAGAGACCCGGGCGGCCGCCGCCAGAGCGAGCUGUGGGAACGCGCGUUCGGGGGAAACGUAAAGAAUUAGGAUUUUUUAAAAGACCGGGAAUCCAAAUCAGCUAGAUUGGUUGCACCAGGUCUUAGUUGUGGCUCAUGGGAUCUUCACUGC
Molecule: messenger RNA, 921 nt
Organism: Mesoplodon densirostris (Blainville's beaked whale)
Lineage: Eukaryota; Metazoa; Chordata; Mammalia; Artiodactyla; Ziphiidae
Product: RNA-binding motif protein, X-linked-like-2
Exons: 2
Coding region: 1-756 (251 amino acids)
Source: RefSeq, a predicted model, not a curated record